UUGCUUUGCGGUAAAUUCGGUAGUGUCACGUUGAAGCAGGCGUUUAAAGCCAGUUUACCACAUACUUUUACACAUCUGCAGCCUAGUUACGUAAAUAUGAGCGACAACGAGAAAGAGUUCAGGGAGCAGGUUGAGGUUGGAAGAAAGAAAAACGCGGAAGACGUUUCAGAUGCGAAGUUGUUAUUGUUUGAAGCUGAUGGUGUUGAUGCAUGCUAAUGUAUUGGAUGCUGAAAAGAAGCAAUCAAGAUCUGUCCCCACUACUAGUGUUGUAAUGGCAGAUGGUAAAUGGGGGAAGAGGAGGAAAAAAGAAGUCAUAAUGUCAAAGAGAAGAAAGAAGAAAUGAAGGGUUGUUUUGAAGUAAUGAAGUUAAAGAAGUUAUGAAGUUAAGAUCAGAAGUUUACCAGGGACUCGCGGCCUGGCUCGAGGAGCGCGUCCCCUCGGGGCUCUGCAAAGUCCACCAGCCACUCACCAGCACGCUCCAAAGAUGGCUCCCGCCGUUCCAGGUCCAGAUCUCGUUCUCGAUCCAGAUCCAAAUCCAAAUCCAGGUCCCGGUCCCACCGAAGCUCGCGCAGGCACUACUCCCGCUCUCGUUCCCGCUCCCACCGACGUCGCACCAGGAGCCGAUCUCGUAGUUGGGAGUACCGCCGCCGUAGGAGCCAUAGCCGUUCCCCCAUGUCAAACCGACGCAGGCACAUUGGCAACAGGGCCAACCCAGACCCUAACAACUGUCUGGGUGUGUUUGGACUGAGCCUGUACACCACUGAGAGGGAUCUGAGGGAGGUGUUCUCUAAAUACGGUCCGUUGAGUGAUGUCAACAUUGUGUAUGACCAACAGUCACGGCGCUCAAGAGGCUUCGCCUUUGUCUACUUUGAAAACUGUGAAGACUCUAAAGAGGCCAAGGAGCGGGCUAAUGGAAUGGAGCUUGAUGGACGCAGGAUCCGAGUGGAUUUCUCCAUCACUAAACGAGCCCACACUCCCACUCCUGGAAUCUACAUGGGACGUCCCACAUAUGGGGGUGGUGGCGGUGGCGGCGGCAGCAGUGGCGGUUCGUCGCGUCGCGUCUCAAGAGACUACGACAGGGGCUACGACAGAGGCUAUGAUAGAGGUUACGAUCGUGACUAUGAUCGUUAUGACGACAGGGAGUACAGAUCAUACAGACGCAGAUCGCCUUCUCCUUACUACAGCAGAGGGUACCGCUCUCGAUCCCGAUCCCGGUCCUACUCGCCACGGGGUCACUACUGAGCAGCGUGAGAAGAAUCAAUGACAGAUUUAGUGUUAUUGUUUUGAUGCUUGUUUCUUUUUAUGUUUUUGACCUUCUUAUGUGAUGGGAAUUCAAGGUUUGUUUAUGUAUUAAAGGCUAAACAAGCUUAUCCUAAUGCAGUCUAUCUGAUACCCACAACAUUAUUGGUGAUUUAAUCUUUACCAUAUUUGUUGGCAGAAAAUUAUAUUCAGGUGGAAAUGGCCAAUGCCCAAGAUCUGACCAAAUACCAUUGACCUUUCCCUUCACUUUCAUUCAAAUAUGUGAAGUGGAUUUUGGAAAUACCAGUAGCUAAGAAACAGAAAUGCAAGACAGAACCUUGUGUGGUGGUAAUCAAAUGAAGGUCUACCUUGUUUAUGAUUAGCUUGACAGACUUGUUUUUACAUUAGAAGGAUUUUCUGUGAAAGUUAUAUUACAGUUUCUCAUUUUGCUGUUUGUAGCUGGUUUCUUAAACCGUCAAAAUGUCUGAGAUAUGUUUUAAAUACCAUGUUUCUUUUUAAUUUUGUGUUUUCCUGGUGGAAAGUACUUUUUUGGGGGGCAGGGGGUUGUAUAUAAACAAUAAAAAAUUACUUGGGUCAUUUGCUCUGUUGUUUAUUAACACUGUAGAACAAUGUAAUGGUUGUAUUUUGCAUGGAUUUAAAGGCAAGAAGGCUGCAGGUGUUGUACCCUGGAGCCCCAUCAACUUUUUUUUUUCUUGACAGAAAUAAAAAUAAAUUACUGCUUA
This is a messenger RNA of Toxotes jaculatrix (banded archerfish), 1982 nucleotides long. Its product is annotated as transformer-2 protein homolog alpha-like. NCBI's taxonomy places the organism in Eukaryota, Metazoa, Chordata, Actinopteri, Toxotidae. The record is from RefSeq and is a predicted model, not a curated record. Bases 673 to 1242 code for a protein of 189 amino acids. Gene Ontology annotation, molecular function: RNA binding. Gene Ontology annotation, biological process: positive regulation of mRNA splicing, via spliceosome. Gene Ontology annotation, cellular component: spliceosomal complex. The transcript has 9 exons.